This is a messenger RNA of Gongylonema pulchrum, 327 nucleotides long. The record is from the annotation of a GenBank genome assembly. NCBI's taxonomy places the organism in Eukaryota, Metazoa, Nematoda, Chromadorea, Rhabditida, Gongylonematidae.
GGGAUUAUUGUAACAAAUACUCCAGAUGUGCUGACAGAAGUAACGGCUGAAACAACGGUUGCCUUGCUGUUAGCAACAGCACGACGACUUCCUGAAGCUGUCAAUGAAGCAAAAACUGGCAAGUGGGGUGCCUGGUCUCUAUACUACAUGUGUGGUGUUGGUGUGCACCAGUCAACCGUCGGUAUUGUUGGCAUGGGCCGUAUUGGCGUAUCAGUUGCAGAAAAACUGAAAGCAUUUAAACCCGCGCGCAUGCUUUAUCACAACCGCAAGCCAAAUAAUGAAAGUAUAGUUCGUUACUUCCCUACAAAUUCUUACAGAGUCGCUUAA